Molecule: messenger RNA, 1406 nt
Organism: Salvia miltiorrhiza (redroot sage)
Lineage: Eukaryota; Viridiplantae; Streptophyta; Magnoliopsida; Lamiales; Lamiaceae
Product: short-chain dehydrogenase TIC 32, chloroplastic-like
Exons: 8
Coding region: 183-1139 (318 amino acids)
Source: RefSeq, a predicted model, not a curated record
GAAUCACAUCAAUAAAGUUGUGGCCAACACCAUCUAAAUAAUUAUCCAAAAUUUAGAAGAAAAUAAAACAAAUAAAUAAAAUACAAGUUCGCAAUUGAUUCCCAGAAAGUUGUCGCACUUGGCAGCAUAUAACAGUAGUUGCAUGUAGUUUCUCGCUCUUAAUCUUUGAGAGAGAGAGAAAGAUGUGGCUUUUCGGAAGGAGAGGGCAGUCGGGAUUUUCAGCUAGCUCUACUGCAGAGGAAGUUACUCAAGGAGUUGAUGGCUCUGGCCUCACCGCCAUCGUCACUGGAGCAACAAGUGGCAUUGGAGAAGAAACUGCUCGAGUCCUGGCAUUACGCGGUGUUCGUGUAAUUAUGGCAGUGCGUAAUCUGGAGACCUCUAGAAAGAUCAAAGAAACAAUAAUCAAUGAAUUCUCUGAUGCUAAAAUUGAUGUUAUGGAACUCGAUCUUUCCUCUUUUGCAUCUGUUAGGAAAUUUGUAUCGGAAUACAACUCUUCGAGGCUUCCCUUAAACCUCCUCAUUAACAAUGCAGGGGUUAUGGCUACACCCUUCAUGCUUUCACAUGACAAUAUAGAAUUGCAAUUUGCAACGAACCAUCUAGGUCAUUUUCUAUUGACAAAUCUUCUAUUGGAAACUAUGAAGAAGACUGCACGUGAAAGUGGGAAAGAAGGAAGAAUUGUCAAUGUUUCAUCAGAGAGUCAUCGGUUUGGGUAUCGUGAAGGCAUCCGCUUUGAUAAGAUCAACGACGAGUCAAGUUACAAUGGCUGGUACGCAUAUGGACAGUCCAAGCUGGCUAACAUAUUGCACGCUAAUGAACUCGCGAGGCGCUUUCAGCUAUUACAGGAAGAAGGGAUCAAAAUAACUGCUAACUCACUACAUCCGGGAGCAAUCUCCACCAACCUUCUGCAGCAUCAUGGCCUCUUAGCAAGCAUAGGUCAAUUUCUUGGUGAGUACUUCCUCAAAAAUAUUCCUCAGGGAGCAGCGACGACGUGUUAUGUGGCUUUGCAUCCACAAGUUGAAGGAGUGAGCGGUGAGUAUUUUUCGGACAGCAACGUCGCGCGGCCGUCGGAACGGGCCAGGGAUGCUCAGCUGGCUAAAAACCUGUGGAACUUCAGCUUGGAAUUGACGAACCCUAAAUAGUUUCACUUUGAUUCCUCGAAUCUUGUUGUCAUCACUUGUAAACAAAUGUCAUCUCAUGUUAUAGGUCGGUCACAGUUUUAUUCUCUUCAUAGAUUUCACCAUGUUGAUGCAUGCUUGAUAUUUAUGGUUUUAAUUCUAUUAAUUUGGCACUCGAAAUUAUUCAUAACCUUAGUAUCAAGAUGAUACCAGACAUGAUGGAUUGUGUCAAUUUUUUUGUUCUCGAUGUAAAUCUGAACAAAUAUAAAAACUUUUGUGUUUGUGGACUAA